Messenger RNA from Hypoxylon trugodes, 1336 nucleotides. Its product is annotated as DUF572-domain-containing protein. Gene Ontology annotation, cellular component: U2-type catalytic step 1 spliceosome. The record is from RefSeq and is a predicted model, not a curated record. NCBI's taxonomy places the organism in Eukaryota, Fungi, Ascomycota, Sordariomycetes, Xylariales, Hypoxylaceae. The coding region runs from base 142 to 1077 and encodes 311 amino acids. Gene Ontology annotation, biological process: mRNA splicing, via spliceosome. The transcript is spliced from 7 exons.
CCUAUUCAGACACCAUAUCGCAUCGUGAUCUCCGACAUUUCAGCACCAUCGCCGUAGGACAUUUCAUAUUGAACCCCGACCGCCAAUAACGACAUUUCCAAUAAGGCCAAUAGUACCAUUCAUCUUCAAAAAUAAGGAGCCAUGUCUGAACGAAAAGUUCUCACCAAGUACUACCCGCCGGACUUCGAUCCGAGCCAGAUCAAGAGGGUGAAGGGCCCCAAAAACGCCGGUCCAAAAGUUCAGACUGUCCGUCUUGCGGCACCAUUUUCGAUGAAAUGCACAACAUGCGGAGAAUACAUCUACAAGGGUAGAAGGUUCAACGCACGAAAAGAAACCCCCCUAGACGAGAAAUACUUGGGAAUCCAGAUAUUCAGAUUCUACAUCCGAUGUACAAGAUGUAGCGGCCAAAUCACAUUCAAGACCGACCCUAAGAACCAAGACUACACCUGCGAAAGCGGCGCGAAACGCAGCACAGAGCCCUGGCGCGUCGGCGUCGACGAGACCGACGAAGAACGUCUCGACCGGUUAGAGAAAGAGGAGGAAGAACGCAACGCGAUGGUGGAGCUCGAAGCCAAGACCGUGGAUGCGAAGCGCGAAAUGGCGGUCGCAGAUGCGCUCGAUGAGAUACGGACCCGAAACGCGAGGAUGGAACGCGCAAAUCAGGAAGGCGUGGAGGUAGGCGUUGCUUUACCGACUGAUAACGAAGCCGAGCGACAGGAGAGAGAAGAUGCGGAGGCUGCGAGGAAGGCAUUCGAGUUCGCACGGCAGGUUGAUAAGAUGACGGAGGAGGUGCUAGAUGAUGGGUUUGAUGAUGGGGCGUCUGCUUCGACGUCGGGUUCGGUAUCGGCGCUGACGCCGCAGGCUAAUGGGAGUGGGAGUGGCAGCGGUACUGCACCGCCCAAGCCGCAAUCUGCAACUGCAUCACCGGCACCGGCACCGGCACCAGCACCAGCACCAGCACCAGCACCCAGUACGGCAUCGACGGAUAUGCCGCCACCGUCGUUUAAGAGGGUGGUCAAGAAAAAGAAAGAUCACGCGGCGCUGCUAGGCAUCAAGAAAAAGCCUUCUCUUGUAUAAGCCACCCAACACUCCAGUAAUUUAGCAUCAUCGCGAGGAGUCAUAGCAUAGCAUGGGUUUAGGUUGGCGUACGGAAUGACUCAUCGAUCGAUUAAUAGCGUAGCAAAGUGACACAUUUUAUAAAUUGUGAAGAGAAUGAUACCUUCAUGAUGUCGCAGUAUAAUUAAGUUAUUACAAAAAUCGAAAUUUUGAGACAACAAAUAAAAAGAUAAAUGUUACACGUAAAAUUCGAGACCCUGCCGAUGACGUCGCGCAGGCA